AUGUCAGCCAAAAGAUUAAAUUUAAAACCAACUUUUAAUAGGAAGUUAUUUCUCCUAGUCUACUUGUUGUGUUUUAUAUCUUUGAACAGUGUUAAUGGGCUCAAACAAAACAGAGGGCCUCUGGAGGAGGUUAAUCAGAGCGUGAGUUCAAGUGAAAAUGAUAGUAACUUGAAUGAAAUGGACGACGAAUUCACUGGUAGCACUUACCUUGAACCUGCUAAUGACAAUAAAUCAUUCUUGGAGAAAAGCGAAGACUACGAAGACGAAGAUUAUGAUUAUGAUGAGGAAGAGGAUAUUGAUUUGGACAGUUUUUCAGACGCGAGUUUGUUGGAAAUGAAAAACAUUUCAGAUGAAGAAGGUGGAAAAAAUGAGGGUAAGGGAGGUCGAACAUGGAAUAAAAUUAACCCAAAGCUGAUGAAUGGCACCGUUUUGAAAAAUUACCUAAACAAGAUUAGCGCGGCUGACACUGCAAAGAAGGCCAAAUUAAAAACGAAGAAGGCAAUUUCAGGUGUAAAAUCAAAGUUUAGCGACUUACAUAAGGGUUAUAAGAAUAUGAAGGGGAAAAGAUUAUUAAACAGGACAAACGGAGAGGAAUCAAACAAACCAUCGAGAUUUAGUAGAAUCACUUCGGGUCUGAGAAGAAGGUGA
This is a messenger RNA of Theileria annulata, 648 nucleotides long. RefSeq lists its product as uncharacterized. Bases 1 to 648 code for a protein of 215 amino acids. The record is from RefSeq and is a predicted model, not a curated record. Lineage: Eukaryota; Apicomplexa; Aconoidasida; Piroplasmida; Theileriidae. The transcript has a single exon.